Spinacia oleracea (spinach) is the source of this 4013-nucleotide messenger RNA. RefSeq lists its product as uncharacterized. The transcript is spliced from 4 exons. NCBI's taxonomy places the organism in Eukaryota, Viridiplantae, Streptophyta, Magnoliopsida, Caryophyllales, Amaranthaceae. Gene Ontology annotation, biological process: DNA transposition. Bases 490 to 3633 code for a protein of 1047 amino acids. The record is from RefSeq and is a predicted model, not a curated record. Gene Ontology annotation, molecular function: zinc ion binding; DNA binding; transposase activity.
UUUCACCAAAUGCCCCUGAGGUUUACUUUAAUGCACCAAAUACCCCUAAACUUUCCAAAAUGCACCAAACACCCCUGACGUAUGCAAUAAUAUCAUUAAAUGCCCUUUUGUCUGACGGACGUUAACCCUCCGUUACCAUGUUUUUACCUUGUUGCCCUUACUUGUCCUUUCUGGCGCCAUAUCAAAAAAGAAAAAAAAAAAAAAAAAAAAAAAUUCAAAACCUAACUUCCCAACUUCUUCCUCGACAUUUCUCUCUGUUCUCUUACACCAUUAGAGAGCACUUGAGUACCAAACCAAAGAGAGAGAAAGAUCGAAAUUCGCUGGGAUUUGUGUAAAACAACUCGCAAUAGUUAGUCGAAGUAAAUCCCCACGAAAAGAUCGACAAUUUGGUCCAAAAAUCUGCAGUUUUCGCGAGUCCUACAAAAGUGGGUGCAAGGAGAGCAAAGGACUGGAAUUUGUGGCUUCAACUUCAUCAAAAUUGUGUCAAGGAUGGUCGCAAUUUGGUUGUUAUGUCAUUAUAAUGAUCGGAAUUUUGAUGUGAGGGUACAAGAUACUGAUGAAACGAACUACAUGGAUUUGGUUGAUGACUUGUUUGAUGAUUCUAUUAAGCAAGAUGUUCUGAUUCCCGAUUUAUUUAGAUUGUUUUAUGUUAAUCCUAGUACGAAUAAAAGAGUAGAAUUGUUGAAUGAUGUUGGUUUGAUGGGCAUGUGGGGUUUAUUUAAGCGCACAGAUACUGUGGAAAUAUGGAUAGAGAAGGCAAAUGAGAAGGAAACUUCAAUCCAAUUUAGGACUGCAGUUAAGAAAAGGAAGGAUAGGAAGGAAAGGAAGGCUGCAGAACUUAGAAGGAAAGCUGAGGAGUUUGAGAGGGAGAGGGAAGAGGAAAGGAGAAGGUUAGAAAGGGAGGCUGAGAUUCAAAGGGAUUUGGAGGAGCAAUUGGCAAACACAGUGGCAGUUGAGGUGCCUGUGUAUGAUGUUGAGGAUUUAAGCGUAGAGUACGUACGUGUUUACAGCUCACAACAUGCUGACUGCUUUUCCCCGGGAGGUUCCCAACCACCAAAUACACAAAAAGAGCCUUCACCACCACCAAGAGAGCCCUCACCACCACCAAAUGUUCCAUCACCACCAAGAGAGCCCUCACCACCACCAAAUAAUCCAUCACCACCACCAAGAAGUCCCUCACCACCACCAAAUAAUCCAUCACCACCACCAAGAAGUCCCUCACCACCACCAACCUCACCACAGACACAACCACAGCAACAACAACAACAGAAAGAACAUCAGCAACAACAACAAACAGAACAUCAACAACAACAACAAACAGAACAACAGCAACACCAACCCACAGAACAGCAGCAACAACAUCAAACAGAACACCAGCCAGAUCAGACACCCCCUCCUAACAGGGCUGAGUUAAACAAAGGGAGGGGUUUCAGAAUUUCCAGAAGUCAUGCUAAGAAGACGGGUGAGUUUGUUCCUAAGAAGAGGGGGGGAAGGCCUGCUGGUUCAAGGGUGAGGAAACCCACUGCAUACAAUGUGGAGGAAGAGGAGCAAUGGGAUGAUGAGAGUGAUGAUGAAAAUUUUGAGGAGAGUGAGAGUGAUAGUGAAACUGGUUUCAACUCCGACGAUUUCAUUGACGAAGAAAUUGAAGAAGAUGAAGAACAAGAUGUUCUUAAGGAGGUAAUUUCUGAGAGAAGUUUUGAGGAUCAUUUAGAUGGGAGUAAUAAGCUGGAUAAUUUGUAUGCAAAUGGGAAAGUUGUGGGAAGCAUGCCAUGGGGGACUAUCAAGUUGCAACCAUGGAUGAUAUUCCAAAGCAAGACACACUUCAUGGAGGUCUUCAGAGACUUCUGUAUUCAAGAGGGAUUUGCUGUGAGUGUUGAAAAGGCUGAUACAACCAGAUUCACUGCAAUGUGUCUGGUUGAGUCAUGCAAUUGGAGGAUCCAUGCCUGUGUGUUGUUGGAUGGGGUCAGUUGGGCCAUUAAAACUCUUGUCAGUGAGCACAAGUCUUGUGGGAGACUUGAGGAGAAUCCCAUGGUGACAUCUCAGUGGCUAUGCACCAAACUACUUCCUGACAUUGAAGCAAAUCCAGAAAUCCCAAUUAAGACACUUCAAAGAAAGGCAUUGGGGAUUUAUAGGGUACAAGUGAAACAGAGGUUGAUGUACAAGGUGAGAAGCCUCGGGAGGCAGCAAAUUUAUGGAGGUUUUGAUGAGUCAUAUGCCCUUUUACCAUCCUAUGCUGAAAUGAUCAAAUCUACCAAUCCUGGGAGUUAUGCCUUGGUCACUUGGACUGCAGAUUCUGGUAACGUGACACCCCGUUUCAAGGCUUGCUUUUUCUCCUUUGCUGCACAAGUUAGGGGUUUCUUAAGAGGUUGUAGGCCUAUCAUAGGCAUUGAUGGUGCACAUUUGAGUGGAUACUAUAAGGGAAUUCUCCUCACUGCAGUUGCUAUCGAUGGGAAUAAUGAGAUUUUUCCAUUAGCCUAUAGCAUUGUGAGUACGGAGAGUAUGGACACAUGGUCCUAUUUUUUCAGAAGUUUGAAGGCUUUGUUUGUUCAACAUGGGUGCCAGAGGGAUGACUGGACUUUUAUUAGUGACAGAAUGAGGGGAGUAGAAUCUGCUUUGUAUGAUGUUUUCCCCAAAGCAGUCAGGAGGGUCUGUGCUCAGCAUCUGUAUACCAACUGCAGACAAGCUGGAUACAGUGGCACAGCCUUCCAUGACUUGUUCUGGGUUGCUGCUGAUGCAUACAAUCCAUAUGUCUUCAACAAAGCCAUGGAAAAGAUUGGCAAACUCAUCCCAGAAGCAGUGGGAUAUCUUGACAAAGUGCCUGAACAGUGGUCCAGACACAAGUUUGAUGUUGGGGUCACUUGUGAUCACAACACCACCAACUUUGUGGAAUCCUUCAACGCGUGUACCAAACCCUUUAGGGAUCUUCCUGUUUUGUCACUUCUUGAAGAAAUAAGGUCUUGGUGCAUGACGAAGAUCGGGGCCAGAUUUGAUAAAGCUGUUGACAUUGGACCCGAUCAAUUGACGCCAUAUGCUACUAAGGAGCUUGAAGAGAGGAGUGCUGACUCGAGGUUCUGUUAUGCAACUAAUGCUGGGGGGGGUGAAUUUGAGGUUUUAGAUGGUCAUGUGAAGUUCCCUAUUAGGCUUGCUGCUAGAGUUUGUGGUUGUGGGAAAUGGCAAGGGUGUGGUAUACCUUGCAAGCAUGCUAUUAGGGUAAUAUACCAUCAAAGACUCAAUCCUACAGAUUUUGUUUCUCCUUACUUCAAAGGGGCAGCCUAUAAGCUCACAUACUCAGAGCAUAUUCACCCCAUGCCUGACUCAACACAGUGGCCUACAUUUGAGCUACCUAGGAUUCUUCCCCCACUAAUGAGAAGGGCAGCUGGCAGACCAGCCAAGCAGAGAAGAAGAGGUGCUCAUGAGAAGAAGAGGGGGAAAAGAAACACCACUGUCAAGUGUGGGAAAUGCAAGCAAAUUGGGCAUAACUCAAGAACCUGUAAAGGAGGUUCCACUGCAAAACAGAGGAAAGAAUCUGCUGCAGCUGCUGCUGGUUCUGCUGGUGCAUCAACAUCUAGUGCUAGGAAGAGGAAGGCUCCAACAUCUAAUGCAUCGAGCAGCAAGAAGUCCAAAGCUGCAUAACUAGAAGUAAGCUUAGGAUUCAGUUUAGUAUUUCUGUUUUAAAGCUUAGGUUUAUUUUGAAAAACAACUUAGGUUGUGGCACAUUUUGGCAUUUUUUUGUAAAGCUACCCACAACUUGAUGUUCGGUUUAUUUUGGAAACAAACUAUUUCAGUUACGAGUUCAAAGACUUGCAUAUUAUUGAUAAAUGAAAUUCAUGUGCUCGUGCCAUUACAACCAUCAUUGUUUGUCUUGAUUACUUCUUUACUACAAACAUUAGACACAAAAACAUUACAAUUCCUAUUUUAAUUGCUGCAGCUUGGAAUUUUUUGAGCUCUUUCACUCUUUUCUUCAGUUUCUUCAGUUCGUCACUUAUAUUGUCGUUGUCUUCCGAUGUUCCCUC